UCGACAGUGGAUGACAGCGACUGCUGCUGAGAGCUUCAGAUCAUACGCCGCCGUGGGAAAAUAAGCUGCGUUUGUGUAGCUAACUAACGUUAGGUAGUUAGUUCACGUUUCGUACUAUUUAUUAUUAAAGUAUUUGUCUUUGAGGAGAGAUCGCAGGAAAAGUUUCCUGAAUAGCUGUUCAUAGCGGUAGCAGCCCGUUAGCUAAAGCUAAACCGGAGACGGGAUCUUAAUUAAUCCAGACGGGACCAACCCCAGGAGCCGGGUAGCAGCAGUCAGUCACACCCUUGUCUGGGGUUAGUGAAGGAACCCUGUAUGCGCAGAAAUCUUAAAUUUCUUCCCGUCACAUGUUACAAUGGUUUUUUUUUACAAAUAAAUGUUAGCCUCAGACUAAAUUUGGAGCUUCGGACCAAUAUUGUGAGUUAACUGGGAAGUGUGGACUGGAUAUGACUGACUCAUCAUCAUGGCACGGACAGAGGAGAUAACCCUGAACAGUCCGUCUGCUGCAGUGCCAACCAGACAGUCUCGUAACUAGCUAGACAACUGAGUUACACAUUCGAUCGUUUCUAUUAUAUAUUUCACUUCGCGGUGAACGUGGCAUUAUGAAUACCCCGAUGUACACGUUUGUUUCCCGUGACGACAACAGCACGGUUUAUGCAGAAGUUUCCAAAAUCCUCCUCUCAACCGGACAAUGGAAGAGGCUGAAAAAAGACAAUCCCAGAUUCAACUUAAUGCUUGGGGAACGGAACAGACUGCCCUUUGGACGUCUGGGCCACGAACCAGGACUGGUUCAGCUGGUGAAUUACUACAGAGGAGCAGACAAGCUGUGCAGGAAGGCGUCAUUGGUCAAGCUAAUAAAGACCAGCCCGGAGCUGUCUGACUCCAGUAACUGGUUUCCAGAAUCCUACAUCAUCUAUCCUACCAACCUCAACACCCCUGUUGCUCCAGCUACAAAUGGCAUUAGCCAUCUGAAGAACAAUCCCAAGACGGAUGAGCGAGAAGUUUUCUUGGCCUCCUAUCACUCUAAAAAAGAAAGUGGGGAGGGCACAGUGUGGAUAGCCAAGUCUUCUGCCGGAGCUAAGGGUGCUGGUAUUUUGAUAUCCCAUGAUGCUAAUCAGCUGCUGGAGUACAUUGAUAAUCAGGGACAGGUUCAUGUUAUUCAGAAGUACCUGGAGAAACCUCUGCUUCUGGAGCCGGGACAUCGGAAGUUUGACAUCAGGAGCUGGGUGCUAGUGGACCAUCACUACAACAUCUAUUUAUACCGGGAGGGUGUGCUGCGGACGUCCUCAGAGCCCUACAACAGCUCUGACCUGCAGGACAUGACCAGCCACCUGACCAACCACUGCAUCCAGAAGGAGCACUCCCAGAACUACGGCCGAUACGAGGAGGGGAACGAGAUCUUCUUUGAUGAGUUCAGGCUGUACCUGCUGAACACUCACAAUGUCACCCUGGAGACCAACAUAUUACCUCAGAUCAAGCACAUCAUAAAGAGCUGUCUGACAUGUAUCGAGCCGACAAUCAGCACCAAGCACCUGUCCUACCAGAGCUUCCAACUAUUUGGAUUCGAUUUCAUGGUGGACGAGAGCUUCAAAGUCUGGCUCAUUGAGAUCAAUGGAGCUCCAGCCUGUGCACAGAAACUAUAUCCAGAGCUGUGUCAAGGUAUCGUGGACGUGGCCGUUUCCAGCGUCUUCACCAUGAACAGCGGCGGUGACUGCCCAUCUGCUUCCUCUUCACCUUAUUCGUCCUCCCCAUCCUCCACGUUCACCACCAACUCCUGCUCCUCUCCCAAACUGAGAGGGCCUCUUCACGUGGGCCCUUUCACUCGGCUGUAAGCACACGCGAAUAUUCCCCUCGUCUCCUCCGUACACGCUUCUUUCAUGCUCUGUCCUCACUCCUCAACUCUAGCUGAGAAGCAGCACAUGGCAGCGAGCCCAGCCUUUAAUUGUACCUUGCCUGUCACGCCUGAAGGGAGUCUUUCUUUCUAUGGAGAGCACUGAGCGCCAGAAAUGAUCUCUGCUCUCCCGGUUAUGCAUAUUAUAACGAAUGUGAGGAUGGGGACGAACGGAUCAACAAACUUUUCCGGGAGUUUCUGAGUGAGGACAGACGCCCUUCCAUCUCAGUCCCACCACCAGUUUCUCCACAAGCAGAUUAAUGGAGGACUGAAGGAUGCAGAGACGCUCAAACUGAGACUGUAGUGCCUUACAUUUCCAGCCACGCUCCCUUAAAAAAAGACUGCCAGUUAGCUUGCUCUGUCACUGUGGCUUGUACUUGUUCUAUACGCCUUUGCACUGUUGCUCAGUAAAGUCAAUGGGGUCAUGGUCAGUCGGCAAGAAUUAGCUUAAAAACGUAUUACUUGACAUGUGAGAUCUUAGUGAAUUUGUGUAAAUUGGAAUGCUAUUUAUCUCAUGAGACACAUUUUUAUCUUUUUUUUGUUUUAUUUGCAGCUUACCUGCAGCUAUCUGUGCCCCUUAGUUUCAUAGGAAUGCUAAAAGCGAUCAAGAGUUGUUAAAACUUACAAAGACUUGUAUACUAACCCGAUGUGUCUUUAUGAGCCACACAUUCAAGACGUCAAGGUUUGCCUUGAAAAUCAACAUUCCUCUAAACUUAGCCAUGUGGACGCCAUAUUUAAUUUGCGUUUAGGACAGCAACAAGGAGGCCGUCCUUCAUCUGGUAAACCAAGGUUUAAGUCCGUCCUAACAAGUGUCCCUGACCCCUGACCUCUCUACAGCAGAGAGGAAAGACAAGUAUUAGCCUGCAGUAUUCUGUUCUCAACUCAUUCUUCUACAAAAUAGUCCAGCUGAAGACUAUUUGGGCAUUUUAUUUGUCAUCUGAAGAGAGCAUGUUUGCGUGAAAGCAUGUAGUAGAAUGCAUCCUCAUACAAGCCCCCACAGCACUUGUUUGUCCCAGUUUGUAGAGCUGCCCUAAUGACUGUUUUAUUUCUGACGUAUGAAAAGCUAGACUUGUCAUUGUAAAGUGUCUUCAACAAGUGUGUGGAUUAUGUUUUUGAACUGUUAUGUAAUGAAAGUAGUAGUAGGUUGUGCAAAGUGUGUAAAAGGCCCCAUGAAACGAAACUGGCAGGACACAAGAGACAUAACAGAGCUGAUGGAGACAAAAAAAAAUAUUUCAUACUUUUUACACUGCGCUUGUAUAACAUUGUGUGUCAAAUGUGUGUUAUUACCACAGAAAAAGUCAGCGGACAGCCAGCGGCUGCAAGGAAGACACAGACACACGUCUUCAUCCCGUCACUGCCUCUUCUUCGGUUACUGCUUGUGUUUGAUCAUGUCACUGUAUGAACCAAUUUGUACUGUUCUUUUUUUUUUUUUCUAUCAGAGUUGCAUUUCACGACUGUUUUUUGUUUUGUUUCAUGGGGUCCUUGAAAGAUUUCAGUUCUUUUCUUUUAAUGAAUCUCUCUGUGAAUAGAUAAGACCUUUAGAGGGGUAACUCAUCUAUUUUAUGUUACAGUUUGGUAGAAAGAGGUGUUUAGUUUUUCCUCAGACAUGAAACUUUAAAUUAGCUAAAGAAAUGUGCUCGUUGGGUAGUCGAUUCAACUGUUGUGUCUCCAGGAGCUCAUUUUAAACAAAAUAAGUCAUUCUAGGAGUUUUAGUAGGCGUGUCUCUCGUGAUGUUAGAGUCCCCGCUGCUCCUCUCUUCUAACCUCGAUUCAAACGUGUGAGGCUUUACAUCCCAUGUUGUGAGUAACUUAAGUUAAGGGACACCAUCGGAACAUUAUUGUUUUAAAUCGCUGUGUAUUUGUGUUUACAAGAUGACUCUGGGAAAUGAAGGAUAUGAAGAUGGUCAGACAGAUGGAAUAGUUACAGAGCAGGUUACACUGACAUGAAACUAAGAACAUGACGAAUCCAUUUCUGUGAUGUUUUGCAGAGCCCUGAUGUAGCCGAAAUGCUAUUUUUGAAAGUUUGGAAAAAUGAUGUAUGUCAUGGUUGUGUUGACAAAUGGGUUACACGUGUUUGCUGAUUUUUGAAGUAUCAGAAGCAAACUGUCAGUAUUGGAAUUCAAUUUGUAGGGAAAUGUCUUUCUGUCAAAGGGAAAGGUGCCUUAGGGGGAAUUGCAUAUUGAUAAAAAAAA
Molecule: messenger RNA, 4079 nt
Organism: Perca fluviatilis (European perch)
Lineage: Eukaryota; Metazoa; Chordata; Actinopteri; Perciformes; Percidae
Gene: ttl
Product: tubulin tyrosine ligase
Exons: 7
Coding region: 600-1829 (409 amino acids)
Biological process (GO): protein modification process
Source: RefSeq, a predicted model, not a curated record